Lotus japonicus is the source of this 1427-nucleotide messenger RNA. Its product is annotated as ethylene-responsive transcription factor ERF053-like. The coding region runs from base 97 to 1173 and encodes 358 amino acids. Gene Ontology annotation, biological process: regulation of DNA-templated transcription. NCBI's taxonomy places the organism in Eukaryota, Viridiplantae, Streptophyta, Magnoliopsida, Fabales, Fabaceae. The transcript has a single exon. The record is from RefSeq and is a predicted model, not a curated record. Gene Ontology annotation, molecular function: DNA binding; DNA-binding transcription factor activity.
CUUCUUUGCAUUGCUUGUCAUUCUGUUUUUGUCAUCCAAAUUGAUGAGCUUUGGCAUCCGAUUCUGUUUUAGAUUUUGAUCAGAAGAAGGGUGUUGAUGGACACAGCUAAGAACAGUGGAAAAUCUAACAAAGAGAUUGUUGAUGACACUUCCAAAAUUAUUGGUGAAGGUGAAGGUAAAAGUCAAUGGAAGCCAGUUUUUGAUGAUGCUUCCAAGUCACAUAGACCUCUCAAGAAGAUUUGUAGCCCUGAACUCCAAACCCCAAACAAACUAUCCUCUGAUAUAUCUCUGCAACCUCCUUCCUCCUCUUCUGUUCCUCCUUCAUCUAGAAUAUUCUUUCCUUUUGCUUUGGAAGACUCUCAACCUCCAAUGCCAUUCCCACACCAAUCUGGAACCACAAAUUUUUCUCUUCAUCGAACUCAACAACAGAUAAUAUCUUUUGAGCCACAGCAGAACAUGGGGUAUCCACAAUUCUUAGCCCAAAAUUCUUCUGUCCCUCUUCACCAACAACAAAAACUUCAUCAUCUAAGUCCUAGAGAAAGGGUGAUGAUGAUGAAUAACAGGUUAGGAGCAGGUAAGAGACCAAUGUUUGGACCCCCAACACAGGCUCUGAAUGCUACCAAGCUCUAUAGAGGAGUGAGGCAACGCCAUUGGGGAAAAUGGGUAGCUGAGAUUCGACUGCCUCGAAACAGGACUCGCCUCUGGCUUGGGACAUUUGACAAGGCUGAAGAUGCUGCCAUGGCCUAUGAUCGUGAAGCAUUUAAGCUGAGAGGAGAGAACGCUAAGCUCAAUUUCCCUCACCUCUUCCUUAACAAGGAUGAAGCAUCUUCCAUAACAGCUCCGACUCCUUCUCCUCCUUUUCAUGAAGGUUCAACAUCAACAACAUCAAAGCAACCUGAACCAAUUCGACAAUCAGCACCACUAACAGGAGAGAAUGCUGACAAUGAUGCUGAAACUGGGAUUUCACAGUCUCAGGAAUUGGUUUGGGGUGAAAUGGCUUCAUGGUUUAAUGCAAUUCCUGAAGGUUGGGGUCCUGGUAGCCUUGUGUGGGAUGAUUUGGACCUAAACAGUACUAAUCUUCUUUUGCAGUCAUCACAGCUUCCUUUUAUGAAUCAAAAUCAGCAAGAGUUUCAUGAUGGCAAUGAUGCUCAGAGACCAGGAGAUAACUGUUAAUUUUCUGAUUUUCCAGUUUUCCCCCUUCUAAUUUUUACUGUUUUGCACUAUUGGCUGCUUUUAUUAGUUUAGCAUGAUGAUCACAAAGUAGAAGGAAACUUUUUUGUUAUUUCCUUCUCAAUGCUCUCCCUCCAUCCUAUAUGAGCUUCAUUUUUCAGCUUCAAGGAUGGUUGUAUACUACUUACUUCCUUUUACUUGUUAUUAUGCAAUGUCAAGAUAAUUAUAGUUUGCUCUCAUCUAAUGUUAUCCUUUAU